Molecule: messenger RNA, 1419 nt
Organism: Budorcas taxicolor (takin)
Lineage: Eukaryota; Metazoa; Chordata; Mammalia; Artiodactyla; Bovidae
Gene: SLC46A2
Product: solute carrier family 46 member 2
Exons: 4
Coding region: 1-1419 (472 amino acids)
Biological process (GO): transmembrane transport
Cellular component (GO): membrane
Molecular function (GO): transmembrane transporter activity
Source: RefSeq, a predicted model, not a curated record
AUGUGCCAGGGGAGCAUCUGGCCGUGGAGGGGCCCCCUGCCUCGCCUCCAGGUGUGGACCUGGAUCGAGCCUGUGGUGGCCUCCACGCAGGUGGCCACCUCCCUCUACGACGCGGGGUUGCUCCUCGUGGUGAAAGCGUCCUUCGGAGUCGGGACCUUCUCCAAUCACAGUUCCAGCCCGUCGCCCCGGGGGGCUCUCGAGGACGAACAGCAGAGGGCCAUCUCCAAUUUCUACAUCAUCUACCAGCUGGUGAUGGGCCUGACGCCCCUGCUGUCGGCCUACGGGCUGGGCUGGCUCAGCGACCGCUACCACCGCAAGGUCUCCAUCUGCGUGCCCCUGCUGGGCUUCCUGCUCUCCCGCCUCGUGCUGCUGCUCAAAGUGCUGCUGGACUGGCCCGUGGAGAUGCUGUACACAGGGGCCGCGCUGACCGGACUGUGCGGCGGCUUCUCUGCCUUCUGGUCGGGGGUCAUGGCCCUGGGAUCCCUCAGCUCCUCCGAGGGCCGCCGCUCCCUGCGCCUCAUUGUGAUUGACCUGAUUCUGGGCUUGGCGGGGUUCUGCGGGAGCAUGGUCUCGGGACAUCUCUUCAAGCAGAUGGUCGGGCACUCCAAGCAGGGCCUGGUGCUGACCGCCUGCAGUGUAAGCUGUGCCACCUGUGCCCUUUUGUACAGCCUGUUCAUGCUGAAGGUCCCCGAGUCCAAGGCCAAGCCCUGCAAGGCCGUGGAUAUAGUGCCUGGCACUGCCGGCAGGUAUGACACCCUGGAUCCUGAUCAGACAGACAAGCAGAAUGUGGCGGGGCCCCCUCCACCUCCUGCAAUGGCUAAGCCCAAACAAAUCAUCAUUGCCCUGCUCUUUGUGGGCGCCAUCAUCUAUGACCUGGCAGUGGUGGGCACAGUGGAUGUGAUGCCGCUUUUCGUGCUGAGGGAGCCUCUGAGUUGGAACCAAGUGCAGGUGGGCUAUGGUAUGGCUUCGGGGUACACCAUCUUCAUCACCAGCUUCCUGGGCGUGCUGGUCUUCUCCCGCUAUUUCCAGGACACCACCAUGAUCAUGAUCGGAAUGGUCUCCUUUGCGUCAGGAGCCCUCCUCUUGGCUUUUGUGAAAGAGACAUACAUGUUCUACAUUGCUCGGGCCAUCAUGCUGUUCGCUCUCAUCCCUGUCACAACCAUCCGAUCAGCAAUGUCCAAACUCAUCAAGGGCUCCUCUUAUGGAAAGGUGUUCGUCAUCCUGCAGCUGUCCCUGACGCUGACUGGGGUGGUGACAUCCACGCUGUACAACAAGAUCUAUCAGCUCACCAUGGAGAAGUUCAUCGGCACCUGCUUUGCGCUCUCCUCUUUUCUCUCCUUCCUGGCAAUCCUACCGAUUGGCAUCGUGGCCUAUAAGCAAGCCUCAUGGUUGCAGCCUGGAGACAUCACAGAGAAAUGA